CACAGAGAUGCAAAUAGUAAAGAAGAAGAAGAAGUGAGGAGCGAACUUUACUCUGUUGCUUCCAUUCAUAGUUUUGGGUCCACUUCGACGCGCGUGGAUUUUGCGCAACCAUUUCGGCCCACCUCCCACAAAGUGUUCGCGCGGACGGAGGGACACGGGAGCUGGCAGACGUCUGCGUGACAAGCAGGCGUUCGUGACCCCCCCCAAGUGGAAAGCGAAAGACGAACCAAAUGAGCGCCACCAUCUCCCACCAGCGCCAAGACGCCUGCGCGCAAAGUCUGAACAUGACCGCUUUGUUUUGCGUGGACGCGUGGAGCAUCGACUUAUCCGCGCAUUCUACGGGGAAAUAGUUUUGGAUUACUUCAUUUUUUUUAAUUUUUAGUUUUUUUUUUAAUGUGGGUGCGUGCGUGUGUGUGUUUGAGAGAGGAGAGAGUCACGAUGCGCGGAACCCUGGUGGGCGCACUGAUCCAGUCCUGCCUGGUUCUCUUGGUUAAAAGUGAGCAGUGGACGAUCAGGUCGGACUCCAGCAACUGUGAGCUCAACAAGAAACAAACAGACUUGAACUCCUUCCUGUGGACAAUCAAGCGGGACCCUCCUUCGUAUUUCUAUGGUACGAUCCACGUUCCCUACACUCGCGUUUGGGACUUCAUCCCCGAGAACUCUAAGCAGGCCUUCCAGGAGAGCAACAUCGUCUACUUCGAGCUGGACCUGACCGAUCCUUACACCAUCUCGGCUUUGACCAGCUGCCAGCUGCUGCCCCACGGCGAGAACCUGCAGGACGUUCUACCCAGAGACAUCUAUCGCAGACUCAAGCGGCACCUGGAGUACGUGAAGCUCAUGAUGCCCUCGUGGAUGACGCCGGAUCAGAGAGGAAAGGGACUUUACGCGGACUACCUCUUCAACGCCAUCGCCGGGAACUGGGAAAGGAAGCGUCCGGUUUGGGUCAUGUUGAUGGUGAACUCGCUGACCGAGGCCGACAUUAAGACGAGGGGGGUGCCGGUGCUGGACCUGUACCUGGCCCAGGAGGCGGAGAGGAUGAGGAAGAGGACGGGAGCGGUGGAGAAGGUGGAGGAACAGUGUCAUCCACUCAAUGGACUCAAUUUCUCACAGGUGAUCUUUGCCCUCAACCAGACUUUAUUACAGCAAGAAUCCUUACGAGCAGGAAGCCUUCAGGUCCCGUACACGACGGAAGACCUCAUCCGGCACUACAACUGUGGUGACCUCAACUCCAUCAUCUUCAACCAUGACACAUCACAGGUCCCAAACUUCAAUAAUGUAACACUGCCAGCCAGUGAGCAGGUGACCGCCCAGGAAAUAGACACCUACUUCCGACAGGAACUCAUCUACAAGAGGAACGAGCGAAUGGGCAAACGGGUCAAGACCCUACUGGACGAGCACCCAGAAAAGAGCUUCUUCUUUGCCUUUGGAGCAGGUCACUUCCUGGGCAACAAUACAGUAAUUGAUGUGCUUCGUCGUCAAGGACACGAGGUAGAGCACACCCCUGCUGGGCAGCCCAUUAACAGGAGAUCAUCUUCCAGACUAACUGAGUCUGGGGACCAACAAGAUGAGACCCCUCUCCUGGAGCCUUUCUUCCACGAACUCCCAGACAGGGACGAGGAUGACGGCCAUCUCUUGGAGGAUGACAGGUUGACCCACAUGCUCCUGCCUUCGGACAGCCUAGAGCUGCUGGAGAAAGCGGAGAAGAAAAUGCUGAAGAAGAGGAGGAGGAACAAGCAAAAGAAACAGAGGCACAGGCAUUUUAACGAUCUCUGGGUCCGCAUAGAAGAGAGUGCCGCGCCUCAGUCUCCGCCUCCCCCGGUGGUUCGCAUCAUCAACGGUUACAUCACAGUGAAGCCUCCCAGCAGAGUCUUCAACCACUACAACUAUUACAACCUACCAUCUGCCUCGUCGUUAUCCUCAUCCUCACUCGUCCUCCUGUGUGUGUCGCUGAUUGCCGUCCAUCAGACAUGGACUAUGUUGCUCCAGUAGAGUAUUUGUUGUACACACGGACUCCUCGAGUAGAAGUACAUGGAGCGAAGCAUCUCUCUGACAAACUGGGGGUAUGGACGUGUAACUGUGUGUGUGUGUGUGUGUGUGUGUGUGUGUGUGUGUGUGUGUGUGUGUUAUCUAUCAGCUCUUAAGCCUCCUGGCCUUACACCCGCAGUGUUUUCAGACUUGUAUUUAUUCUUCCUUAUUAGAAGAAUGAUUGUGUUUACUGCUACAGAAUAGCCUACCGCAUCAGGGGACAUUUGUAUAUAUUGUUUAAAUACUAUAGAUGUAUUUUUAGUACGAUCAAAAAUAAAAUUUAUCACAUGUUGCCAUUCGUGACUGUACAAACAGAUUCAAAAUAAAUCAGCAAUUAGCCACAA
Messenger RNA from Nerophis lumbriciformis (worm pipefish), 2369 nucleotides. RefSeq names its product TraB domain containing 2A (gene trabd2a). Gene Ontology annotation, molecular function: metalloendopeptidase activity. The record is from RefSeq and is a predicted model, not a curated record. Gene Ontology annotation, cellular component: membrane. Lineage: Eukaryota; Metazoa; Chordata; Actinopteri; Syngnathiformes; Syngnathidae. Gene Ontology annotation, biological process: negative regulation of Wnt signaling pathway.